ACACAAAAAGAGUGAGUGAACAGCGGUGGUGGGGCGAAAAGAAUUUGUGUGCACACUCGAAAAGUGCAAUGGCGUAUCUGUUCGAGUAAACAAACAAAUGCGAAUUCAAUUGAGCAUUUCUUAAAUACGCGGAUGAGAGAAGAGACAUGGAUAAGGGACCACCGAAACCUCGGCGAACUCGUCAAAAAGUGAAUGCCCUACACUAUGAGUCCUUGCCCACGGCACCGCCGGCCAUGUCCGGACGGGCCGAUGAGAAUAUCUUCCAAUUUCCGGCUGUGGCAUCGCGGGCUCGCAAUCUGUCCGCGUCGCCAAAUUAUAAACUCAGCGAUGAAAAGGAUCUGCCGGCGUGUGCACAUGGAAAACAUAGUUGCUUCUUCUGUCAGCCUUAUCGAGCAGAUAGAGGAACAAUUGAGCCGCUUAAGAUACGUCUAAACUCAGCCAUCGAGGCCAUGGAUGAACUAAAUCACACCUAUGCUUUACUUGAAGGAUUUCUAGAGAAAAAAUUGGCUACAAUUAUCGACACCGAAAAGGAAGAUCCCAUUAGGCUAGAUGGCAAGGAUGUGACGAUGGUCGUGAAGGAGGAGGAGGAACAUUCUGAUGCCACAAUUAGUCAGCCAGCUGUACCCUCAUCUGAUACAGAAUUCGAACUGGAGCACUCACUAACCUGGCUGGAGUCUUUAUUGGGCACGGAAAUUGUUCCUGCAUUCAAGCAGGGAAAGUUUAAGCGUAUACGUGAGCGCAGUAAAUCGAUGAUGGAAGACGAGAUAAAUAUGUAUAUAAAGAAUGAACGUCCAUUGAAGACUUCUCUAUCCAGACCCUAUCUGUUGCGACGUCAGAGCACAUAUAGCGACAACAAAUCCAAGGUGUCCAAAUGGACCAAAGUUAAAGCAGCAUUUAAAUGGGAAAGAGCCAAUGUACCACCUUCUGGAAGCGCACAAGAAUCAAAUGUCCUCCUACCAGUCAACAAUGAGGUAGAAAGAUAUCUAAAAGUACCCGUAAGUGUUGCUGGUGGAAGCAGUUCAGCGGACAGCAUUAUAAGUUCCUCAUCGGGACACUUUAUGAGCGAUACUGGCGGCACUCCGGGCACCAUAUCUUCGGCCAGCUCCAUGGAUGAACUAGAUGCCACCUGUCGCCAUAAUAUGCGACGCGAUUCUUCAAAGAGCGACACUCGUUGCGAUUCACGGGCGUCCAAUUUUGAGGUGGAGUUGCGUAAGUCAGUCAUAGAUGAACGUUUGGAUAGCAUGAAGUCGGCUCUGCCUAUUAAGUCAUCGUCAAAUAAGUCACUGCGUCGUUCCAAGGCGUUCUCCGACUUUGAAGUGUUGCCGGAGGAUCACGUAGCCGAGAUUAAAUCGACUAGCACUCGACGUCAAAAGUUACCGCCAAGUCCGCUGAAUCUUAGCCAGGUAUGCAGUGAUUUGCCCCAACUUCAUUCACCCCUCAAGAGUCCCAAAGAUCAGAGUUUACCACGCAUGCGACGCGUUAAUUCACCGGGCAAUUCCUCAGUACCCAGUAGUCCUUCUAGACAUUCGGAUUUCUUUGGAGAAUUCGUUUCCUUUACAGAGAGCGAGGAUCUUUCCAGUGGUGACUUUUCGGAACCCACAACCCCAAAUCGUAAGAAUGAACAUGAUGAGAUAUUUCAACGUUAUCAACUUCUCGUACUCAAACUAGAUAUGGAGUUUAAGCACAAGCAAUGCGGAUUUGAACGUUCAAAUACCACAAAUCGCAGUGUGAAGUUUGGCAGUGGCAGUGGCGGAAGUGGCAGUGGGAAACGCAGCAGUGAAGAGCAUUCUCCCACACAAUUGUUGCACAAUGAACUCAUGUCCACCGAACAGUUGGAACAGAAUCUAACGCCGCAGUUCAAAAAGAAGCUUCACAAGUGGCGGGCCAAGCAGCAAAGCUGUUACAAUGCCUAUGCCUCUUCUGACACUGCCACCAGUCCCACUGCUAAGAACCAAUCUAGUGGUGGUAGUGGUGCUACCGAUGUUAAGCCCAAGAUCGAUUGGAAUCUAUGGAGCUUGGGUCAACUAAAACUGGAGGGUCAGGGUUUGUGUGCUUUGCCAGAUCAAAAGGAUCUACCGGAAAAGUUCCAAAAAAAGAUGGAGCAAUGGAAUCGCUUAAAGUGUUCGCCCGGCACAAAUUCCGACAAUGAUUCACUUAAACGUGGCUCUAAGCACAGCCAAUCCACACGCCGGGGCUCUGAUGAUGAUCGUUGGUACAAGCACAAGCCUCACGACAAGGAGAAACUGUCACGCCUGAAGGCCAUUGUGGCACCCGAUCAUACCUCCAAGAAAAUUGAAGUAAAAACCUCAGCCGGUGAGGUCAUGAAAUUCGAAGGCAUUUCCAGGAAAUUCACGCGUAAACUUUACGAAUGGGAGAAGGCCAGGGGCAUAGGACCAGAGGCUUCCACUUUUGCCCUACUUCAUCCCGGCUAUUGUCCCAUCGAUGUCAGACGUAUUAAUAAAGAGUGUAACAAAGCCACUGCAGAAGAUUCACCAGCCUUAAGUCGAUCACUUUCACUGGACAGCGUGUCUCCUAGCGUCAACGUCAUCUCACAACAGGCGUCAUCGUUAUCCUUGAACCAUGUCAACGAUUUGAAGGAAAUCAAGGAUAGCACUGAUGCCCUAACGGAUCAUGAGUUUAAGAAAUACGAUGAACCCGAAGCGGUUAUGGUGGAAGUGGAAGAACAUAUACACGACACAGCCUCGCCCCUGGUCACCGCCCAUACAUUGGUGGAGCAACAGACACCAAUAUACAAGUACGAGGAAGUGCAAUGCAACGAUUACGUCAAUUCUCGACGCGUGCAAAGCUUUGAAUCCCACACGAAUUUGGCUCCAUUGCUUGGGGCCCUCAAACGUGCCGAUGAGCUUUUUGAAAAGCUGAAAAAUGCAUCGCCAGAUUUGGUAGAGCAUGCUGUUAUGCGGGAUUGCCAGUCGACAUUGCUUAGCAUACGUAAUAUUUAUCCAUACUACUCCAACAAUCUGAUGAAGGCGAACGUGCUCAAUGCCGUCUCUGAUGUCCAAAGUGAACUGGGACGUCUGUGCGAGCUGAGUCAAAAGUCACCGCUGGAUGAGGCAUGCUGUCAGGAAACUAUGCAAGAACGUACGAUGGAGUACCUUGAAGAGAUUCAGGGUAUGCUGGAAUCCUUGCAGUGUCUCAAACUAAGUAUACAGGGCGGUUCGAAUCGUUAUCCCCGAGACAUUGUUCCGGACAUUAACAUUACGGCUGAUGAUGGCCAGCAGAUCGAAUCCACAUGCGAUAAUUCCAGUCGUGAUCAGCUGGCGGUAGAGGAUCAAAGCGGAGCCUCACACAUGGAACAUGAGACGGAAACCAGUACCACCACGGGAACACUAUGUCGAUCCAGUGUGGGAGCAGCCGGCAAUUCGCAUGUCAAUGCUGCCAAGAAGAAACUUUUGCGUCUGCGUAAAAUGGGAUCGAGGCAGAAUAGCAAAACUGAAAGCGAUAGCAGCGAUGCAGAGACCCACAGUGUUCUGGAGACUCCACGUCGUCUACGACGCAAGAAUUUCCGCCUCAAACAACGAUCUCUGGAUGAUGAUUUCCGUUUGGGGUCAUGCCCACCCAUUGUCCAGCCGGCAUCGAAUGAGAAAGAAACAACUCCAGCCCCAUUGGAAGUCAUUCAUGGCUCUUUGAAAGUUAAGCCCGGCGAGCUUAUUGAGCAAAGUCAAUCUAUAGCACCGGUUGCAGUUCCUCCCAGCAAAUUGGGCGGGUUUGUUCCGCCGCCUCUUCCGGAAUCACACACCCGAAAUUACAAUACCAAUGCAAAUGUUUUUGUAAAAACCAAACGCAAACUAUUCACAACUAUUGCAGAGCCCAAUGCAUUAGAGGGCAUUGCGGUCAUUGAAAAGGAACUCGAGAGUCCGACCAUUAGUGUCCAGGACAAUGAGAAACCGAUGAUGGAGGUGGUGAACGUGAAGUCAAAGUCUGUGCCACGGCCUCUAAAUUUAUACAAAUCGAUUAGCCUGGAUCGUUUGACCCCACGGCAUUUCAGGGAUGAUCCCCGCAAGUGUCAGAGUAGUGAGAAUCUCUAUCGUCGAUCCAUAUCGGUGCCUCUUCCCUUGGCAAGUGACAGUAUGCAACGUCUGCUGCAGUCAAAGCGCUCGCUGCGCUCCACACAACAACCGAAUUGCCCAGAAGUUCCUCCCCGAAGAGUUCAUUUAUAUAAGAAGCAUUCGCUGCACAAAUCCCAUAGUGCCACUGUGAGCAACAAUAUCGAGCAUAAGAUAGCGAAAACAAGUUCUGGAUCGAUGGUAGCCAAGACUCCGAUGCCACUUCCCGAACCGUUGGUGUUGCCAAACAAACUGGACAAUACUCUGCCUCGCAUUCAACGUAAACUAGAGGGAAAGACCACUUCGCUGACACCAACCAAGCCAAAGCAAUUUGAGUUUCCUCCUUCUAUUGUGUCCCCUACUGAUCAUCGACCGGCAACGCCUUUAUCCGAGCGAGCACAACGCUUGCAGCAGGCCAAGACACAGUUCCUACAGAGUGCUCCGGUAACCCCUAGACAGGAGCCGACUACACCAACAACGAUUCACGACCCGGCUCCAAUUCAUAAGAGCAUCAGUGCCGGAAGCAUUCGGGGUGGAGAACAUCAGCAGCCACAGCAGCAGCAAGAAGUCACAACAGAUCAGGAGAGUGUGGGCAGUUUGCCGCGUGUUGUUACCCGAAGUGGAAAGAUUUCAAGCAAACUGGGAUUUGCCACACUUGCCUCCAAAUUGCGUCGUGGUGGCAGGAAACCCAAAGAGCCCCCUGCGACAGCCAUGCACAUUGGCAGUGCCUUGUCGGCGCUUUGUCGGCAAACACUAAUGGCCGAUGUCAUUGCCUUGCCACAGGUUUUGGGUGGGGAGAGACCACCACCACCCCCUCCAGCCAGUCCACGGACGCCCAGUGGCGGACGAAAUGUACACAAAUCACAGAGUACACCGCAGGCAGCUUCUCCCCACUCACCCAUUAACUACGAUGGACUGAACAAGUCAUUGAGCGAACAAUAUGUACGCCAACUCAAGGAGAGCGACGUCUAGUCAAUAUUAAAUGUCCAAAUGUCCAGAAUCUAGUCAUAAUACUAUAUAAUAUUUAGAAUGUAAAUCCUGCGGCGGGAGAGUAAUUAAGUUACCUGAUCCGUCUGUUUGUCAGUCGUUAACCCAAAACUGUAUUUAUUACACACUCGAUGUCCACUCACACCCAAAAAACCCCUAUUGAAGGGGUCAAUAUGAAUUGUUUUUAUAAACUAUCACCUACUA
Messenger RNA from Drosophila willistoni, 5255 nucleotides. RefSeq lists its product as uncharacterized. The transcript is spliced from 13 exons. The coding region runs from base 147 to 5036 and encodes 1629 amino acids. Lineage: Eukaryota; Metazoa; Arthropoda; Insecta; Diptera; Drosophilidae. The record is from RefSeq and is a predicted model, not a curated record.